AGUCAGGAUGGCAGAGGAGGAAGGUGAUAGGGAUGAGGGAGAUGUGUUCUUGGCAUUUGCCCAGGGUCCCACUCCUCCCAGGGGACCCUUUCUUCGGGCCCUAGACAGGGCCUUUUUCCUUUUUCUUGCCCUCUUCCUGGCAGUGCUGAUGCUAGAGGCUGCCUACAAGUUGCUGUGGCCAAUACCCUGGGCAAACCUCUGGGGAUGGCUGCUUGGAACACCUCAAAGAGAAGAGGAACUGGAGCUGUAAUCACUCAACUCAGGCCCAGCUUUCUGUGCCCUGCACAAAGAGGGGAAGAUAUUUGGCCAAGCUCCCUGACGGAAAUUAAGAAGUGGACUAGAAGCCAGGACUCCUGAAUCCUAUUCCUGGACUCCUUCGUUGCUAAGGCACCUGAAGGGACCAGAACAUGCCCCAGGACCAGCCCUGUGUUUCUUCCUG
Molecule: messenger RNA, 439 nt
Organism: Dromiciops gliroides (monito del monte)
Lineage: Eukaryota; Metazoa; Chordata; Mammalia; Microbiotheria; Microbiotheriidae
Gene: SMIM40
Product: small integral membrane protein 40
Exons: 3
Coding region: 8-250 (80 amino acids)
Source: RefSeq, a predicted model, not a curated record